Messenger RNA from Cyphomyrmex costatus, 2390 nucleotides. Its product is annotated as zinc transporter 2. Gene Ontology annotation, biological process: response to zinc ion; zinc ion transmembrane transport. Lineage: Eukaryota; Metazoa; Arthropoda; Insecta; Hymenoptera; Formicidae. The transcript is spliced from 8 exons. Gene Ontology annotation, cellular component: plasma membrane. The coding region runs from base 837 to 2066 and encodes 409 amino acids. Gene Ontology annotation, molecular function: zinc ion transmembrane transporter activity. The record is from RefSeq and is a predicted model, not a curated record.
CGAGGGAAAGAGGAGUGUUCAGAACUUUUUGCUUAAAAAGUGACUAAUUCGAUUAAUCGAAAUUUCUCGAAUCAGAGCUGCUUUUUCCCCAAGAGGUGAUUUCUUCCAAACAAGUUCAAAGACACUUGAAGUUACAGACUACUAAAAAAUAGUCUGUGUGUUUUACGAAGUCAAGUGUGGGACGAAAGCUCGAUGGGACGUAUCUUCUCUAAAUGGAGAUAGAAGAAAGAGACGGAGAGAGAAGAAGAUAGAGCAGGGAGUGAGAGAGCGACGUGUACAGUGUGUGAGGGGGGAUUCUUGAUAAAGACAGACUGUGUCUACAAGGAAAGGCAGAGAGACUGGGAAAGAAAAAUGUAAAAAUAGGAAAGAAAAGAGAAAGAGGGGGAAAGUGAAUACUCGCAUGUAAGAGGGAGAUAGACCGAUCGCUAAUGUUAGAUCUUUUAUCUGUCAGACGAAUGGGCCCGGGCUGACCACGGGUCUUCUUCCACCGAAAGAACGCGGCAAGCCGCAGCUCCGCGUGCCUUCGUUUCUCGUUCGACGAGUGACGGUUGCAGUCGAUCCGCGUCUCUCUGAUCGUCCAGAGGACAAUCCACACGACUUUGCUGAUUACAGCACGCACCGCAGUCACCGGUGUCUCCUUUCGAUCUCGAUCGCUUCUCCGCCUCAGACGAGUCGCGAUUUAGUCUUCCUUUUUUUCUGGCAUUCGUCUACGACUCGACGAAACGAAAGAUCGCUGAACGUUCAACAAGGAAGACCAACACGGCGACGUCGUGCGAUCGACGGCCGACCGACUGCAAGCUGGCUGGAUCCGCGAACGCUCCACCUCGGGAUCGAUCAUGGAUGACGAGAAAAUCAAGCUAUUUAAGGAUAAAGCGAUUUAUGGUUAUGGAACGAGCAUUCCCCCGAAUAAUAAUGAAGACGAGGAAAAUGAAAUGUCACCAAGGAAGGUCAUCUUCUGUGUUCAUGGAAAAUUGUCUGGUUGUUGUACGGUUGUGAAAGGUUCUGGCGACGAAAAUACAGCUGCGGACUAUCAACAAAAUCCAUUAUCUCCAGAAGAUCAUUGUCACAGAGAGAGAAACGAAGAGAUUGACAAGAAAGCCCGAAAGAAGUUGUUGAUCGCCAGUGCGCUCUGCGUUAUUUUUAUGAUAGCAGAAAUUGUCGGCGGAGUAUUAUCGAAUAGUUUGGCGAUAGCAACUGAUGCCGCACAUUUGUUGACUGACUUUGCAUCUUUUAUGAUAUCUCUGUUUUCCAUCUGGGUUGCCAGCAGACCAGCUACUAAAAAAAUGCCUUUUGGUUGGUAUCGAGCGGAGGUCAUCGGGGCAUUGACUUCGGUUUUAUUAAUAUGGGUAGUUACCGGCAUUUUAUUCUACCUCGCGAUAGAAAGAAUUGUCCACAAAGACUUUGAGUUGGAUGCAACGGUGAUGUUGAUCACAUCUGCAGUUGGUGUUGCGGUAAAUCUAGUAAUGGGCCUGUCGUUGCAUCAGCACGGCCACAGUCAUGGCGGACACAGUCAUGGUGGGCACAAUCACGAUAGAAACGAUGUGGAAAAUGGACAUGAUGACGGUCUCAAAGGAGAGCAAGCAAAAAAGAAUAUCAACGUACGCGCUGCAUUCAUUCAUGUUUUGGGUGAUUUUAUUCAAAGCGUGGGAGUAUUCAUCGCUGCAUUAGUCAUUUAUUUUAAGCCAAGUUGGAGCUUAGUGGAUCCAAUAUGUACAUUCCUCUUCUCGAUAUUAGUUAUUCUCACUACAGUGGCGAUUAUUAAAGAUGUAAUUAAUGUCUUGAUGGAAGGUAUUCCUAAGGGUUUCGACUACUCGCAUGUGGAGAACACCUUCAUGCAAAUAGAUGGAGUCGUUAAGGUGCAUAAUCUUAGAAUCUGGGCGCUUUCACUUGACAAGACUGCUCUGUCAGCGCAUCUUGCAAUAAAACCUGGAUCGAGUCCCCAGAACAUUUUACGCACCGCUACACGAAAUAUCCACGACAAAUACAAAUUCUUUGAGAUGACGUUGCAAAUAGAGGAAUUUAAUGAGAGAAUGGAAAACUGCAAACAGUGCAAGGCGCUAUCAUAAUAAAACACUGUUAUCGUACUUAUGUGUCCUAUAGUCGUAAAAUAAGGGACGCAAUGUGCAACGAAGAUAAUUUUAGAUCGUGAUCGUCACAAUCAUCUUCAUCACGAAUGAAGCCAUUAAGAUUGCUUUAUUCACGAAAUCAGCAUACAUGUAUCACAUUGAACUCUUGUUAUACAUUUCCUUUUUUUCCUUUUCUUUUUUAACCAACUCAUGCAAAUACAUACGAACAGUCAAUGUCACUCGUACAACGCGAUGUGUUUAUUGUAAAUAGUUUGUGUGUUAUUCCCCGUUAUGAGAUAAAUUAUAAUUAGUUCCAUAAAUAAA